Molecule: messenger RNA, 1377 nt
Organism: Drosophila subobscura
Lineage: Eukaryota; Metazoa; Arthropoda; Insecta; Diptera; Drosophilidae
Gene: Uba5
Product: ubiquitin-like modifier-activating enzyme 5
Exons: 2
Coding region: 120-1301 (393 amino acids)
Biological process (GO): protein ufmylation
Cellular component (GO): cytosol; cytoplasm
Molecular function (GO): UFM1 activating enzyme activity
Source: RefSeq, a predicted model, not a curated record
AUAAUGGUGACACGACGACAGACAGGCGAAAGUGAGCAACAGAUAGAAAUCUGAUAAGAAUUAUCCCAGCCAGGCCGGAUUUGUUUUCAUCUGCCAUCUGACCGACCACAAACCUGACCAUGAGCAACGCCAUCGAUGAACUGCAGGCCAUCAUUGCCGAGCUAAAGACAGAGGUGGAGGAGCAGCGGGCCGUCAUCCGUCAGAGCCGCGAUCGCAUCGAACACAUGUCCGCGGAGGUGGUGGACUCCAAUCCCUACAGCCGCCUGAUGGCCCUGCAGCGCAUGAACAUUGUGAAGAACUACGAGCGCAUACGCGACAAAACAGUGGCCAUUGUGGGCGUGGGCGGUGUGGGCAGCGUCACAGCCGACAUGCUGACGCGUUGCGGCAUUGGCAAGCUAAUCCUGUUCGACUACGACAAGGUGGAGCUGGCCAACAUGAAUCGUUUGUUCUUCACGCCCGACCAGGCGGGCCUCUCCAAAGUGGAGGCUGCCGCCCGUACCCUGACCUUCAUCAAUCCGGAUGUGCGCAUCGAGACGCACAACUACAACAUUACGACCAUUGAGAACUUUGACAAUUUCCUCAACACAAUCACUGGCGGCGGCACUGUGGCCGGCCAGCCCGUCGAUCUGGUCCUCAGCUGUGUGGACAACUUUGAGGCACGAAUGGCCAUCAAUGCGGCAUGCAACGAGAAGUGCCUCUAUUGGUUCGAGUCAGGCGUCUCGGAGAAUGCCGUCUCCGGGCACAUACAGUUUCUACGGCCCGGCGAUACGGCCUGUUUCGCCUGCGCUCCACCUCUGGUGGUGGCCGAGAACAUUGACGAGAAGACACUGAAGCGGGAGGGUGUCUGUGCCGCCUCCCUGCCCACCACCAUGGGCAUCACAGCGGGCUUCCUCGUGCAGAAUGCUCUCAAGUAUUUGCUGAACUUCGGCGAAGUCUCCGACUAUCUCGGCUACAAUGCUUUGAACGACUUCUUUCCGAAGAUGACGCUGAAACCGAAUCCCCAGUGCGACGAUCGAAAUUGUCUGCUGCGACAGCAGGAGUUCCAGGCUAGGCCCAAGCCCGUGGUGAUCAAGGAAGAGCCAUCCACCGACGAUGAACCGCUGCACGCCAGCAACGAUUGGGGCAUUGAAUUGGUGGCCGAAGAUGCUCCCACUGAGCAGGAGCAGACCACUAGCACCGCUGUCGGCCAGGGUCUGCGUCUGGCCUAUGAGGCACCGGAAAAAACUAGAUCGGUGGCGGCACCAGCGCCAGUGGAUGACACCUCGCUGGAAGAUUUGAUGGCGCAAAUGAAGUCGAUGUAAACAAACAAACAAUUCCACUCUCCAUACUCUCUUAAUUUAAUGAUAGAAAUCAAAUUUUCACCAUUAUUUUUGUACG